CAUGGGAAUAGUUGACGAACAGAUGCCGUUGUGUUUGUAUGACUUGAUUAGUAUUGCCGCCCAAUUAAUAGGCUACUUAGUGGUGGUGGCGUUCGUGAACUGGUACCUCAUAUUCCCAGCACUGGUCCUAAUUAUCCUAAUCUUGCAAAUCCGAUGGAUUUAUAUAAAAACAGCGAGAGAUUUGAAAAGAUUUGAAAACAUGGCCCGGAGUCCCAUAUAUAACCACAUGACCACCACAUUGAGUGGUUUGGCGACUAUCCGUGCGUUUGGGACACAGAAUAUGUUUAUGAAUCAGUACUACCGGUACCAGAAUGACCACACUUCCACUUACUUCAUGUGUUUCAACUCAUCCAGAGCUCUCGGAAUAGUGAUGGAUUACCUGUGCCUGCUAUACAUAUUAUGUGUGACUUUAUUCCUAAUGCUAUUCCCCGAGGGAGUUCCCGGCGGUAGCGCGGGUCUGGCGCUAACGAUGGCGUUGGGAGUGACGGGUAUGACUCAGUGGGGGGUCCGGCAGUCGGCCGAAGUCGAGAAUCAGAUGACAUCCGUCGAGCGGAUCGUCGAAUACAGUCGUCUC
Molecule: messenger RNA, 574 nt
Organism: Oppiella nova
Lineage: Eukaryota; Metazoa; Arthropoda; Arachnida; Sarcoptiformes; Oppiidae
Source: the annotation of a GenBank genome assembly